Prunus armeniaca (apricot) is the source of this 1338-nucleotide messenger RNA. The record is from the annotation of a GenBank genome assembly. Lineage: Eukaryota; Viridiplantae; Streptophyta; Magnoliopsida; Rosales; Rosaceae.
AUGGCGGUGUUUGAGAGUAAGAGAUGGGUUACUGGUGCUUUCUUGGCGGUGCUUCUCGUGCUUUGCUUCUUUGCUGCAAUUGCUGAGAUCUCUGGAAACAGAAAUGGAGGAACAGAGGAGUUGCAGAGCUCAAGCAACUCAUCAAUGGCGGCCAGGGUGGCUGAGGAUGGUGAGAGCUUCAAUAAGCAUGCAGUUGAUGACCCAGAGGAGGUUGUUGCCAUGGUUGACAUGAGUAUCCGAAACAGCACUGAGAGAAGGAAGCUGGGCUUCUUCUCAUGUGGAACUGGCAAUCCAAUUGAUGACUGCUGGCGUUGUGAUCCAAACUGGCAGAAAAACCGCAAGCGUCUUGCAGACUGCGGCAUUGGUUUUGGCAGAAAUGCCAUUGGUGGUCGUGAUGGUCGCUUCUAUGUUGUCACUGACCCUGGUGAUGAUGAUCCUGUAAACCCCAGACCCGGUACUCUUCGCCACGCUGUCAUCCAGAACGAGCCUCUCUGGAUUGUGUUCAAGCGAGACAUGGUGAUACAAUUGAAGCAGGAGCUCAUCAUGAACAGCUUCAAGACCAUUGAUGGCCGCGGAGUCAAUGUUCACAUUGCUAAUAGAGCAUGCAUCACAAUCCAAUUUGUUACAAAUAUCAUAAUUCAUGGUCUACAUAUCCAUGACUGCAAGCCCACAGGAAAUGCUUUGGUGAGGAGCUCUCCAUCUCAUUUUGGGUGGCGGACAAUGGCUGAUGGUGAUGCUGUCUCCAUCUUCGGGUCCAGCCAUAUAUGGGUUGACCACAAUUCUCUCUCCAACUGUGCUGAUGGUCUUGUUGAUGCUGUCAUGGGCUCAACUGCAAUUACCAUUUCCAACAACCACUUUACCCACCACAAUGAGGUGAUGCUGUUGGGCCACAGUGACUCUUAUACCAGAGACAAGGCAAUGCAAGUGACAAUUGCUUACAACCACUUUGGGGAGGGACUUAUCCAAAGAAUGCCAAGGUGUAGGCACGGGUAUUUCCAUGUGGUGAACAACGACUACACUCACUGGGAAAUGUAUGCCAUUGGUGGAAGUGCAGAGCCCACCAUCAACAGCCAGGGCAACAGAUAUGCUGCUCCAACCAACCCCUUUGCAAAGGAGGUUACCAAGAGGGUCGAGACACCGACAACCCAAUGGAAGAGCUGGAACUGGAGAUCAGAAGGAGACCUGCUUCUAAAUGGUGCCUACUUCACUCCAUCCGGAGCUGGAGCUUCAGCAAGCUAUGCCAGGGCCUCAAGCUUGGGAGCCAAGUCCUCUGCCAUGGUUGGAGCCAUAACUUCAGGUUCUGGUGCACUCCCCUGCCGCAGAGGCCAUCCUUGCUAG